Closterium sp. NIES-65 is the source of this 462-nucleotide messenger RNA. The record is from the annotation of a GenBank genome assembly. NCBI's taxonomy places the organism in Eukaryota, Viridiplantae, Streptophyta, Zygnematophyceae, Desmidiales, Closteriaceae.
AUGGAUCAAGGAGGGAGUGUGCUGCUGGCCCUGGUCACCGCCUGUGCCUCCACGGCCACCACCACCGCUGCCACCUCCUUGACCACCCCAACCCCUGCCGCCGCCUCGUCCACCGCCAACCCAACCGCCGCCUCCACUCCUGCCACCUCCCCCGCCGCUGCUGCCACCACCCCCACCGCUACCACUCGCCCCUCCAGUCGAGCCACCACCCCCACUGCCUCCACCGCCCCCACCGCCUCCUCCCGCGCCGUCACCGCCACCACCCUUGCCCCCUUUGCCCUUGCCGCUGCGACGUCCGCUCAAGGCAGACGCAGCGCCGACCUUCUCAGUACCAAGAAGGUCGACAGCAGCAGCAGAGGCGACAGAGGGAAGGGAGGAAGGAGAGCACCCCUCAAAGAACGGGGUACGGGGGUCGCCACGAGAGGCACCUACAGCGACUAUGCUAGUCUCAGCUGCAAGUAG